AUGGAGAAUACACCGAAAAGAUCGAGACAGUCGAUGGUAACAAAUUCGUAUGCUCGGGAACUGUUCUUCCUCCACACCAACAUAAUGGUAGUUUUGGAACAAAUGCUUCCACAAUAUAGUGAAACUGUCGCACAAAAUUAUGCAGCCCAAAUCUAUGAAGAUUUUGUUACAAAGCCAAGAAAUCCUAGAAUCCGUAAAUAUAUUGAAGCAAUACGAUUUGACACGCGUUACGCUCAAGGCAUGUUCCGCCUUGCGCUCAAAGUGCCAAUCACCAGUGAACAGGAACUAAGAUUGUACCAGCAUAAGCUUGCCGAUGGAGGUAUCAAACAGAUGUUCUUCGUCGAUAUGACACGUCACAAUCUAGUUCACGAACAUAAGGAAAAGGUAGUGACUGUUUUGAAGGAAAGGUUCGGCAAUAACUGGACACGCAAGUUGGGCAAGCUACCCACCUACAUAUCAAGAUGCCAGCGGGUACAUGAGGAUGCAGACAGAAGAUUUUUGUAUCGACUAAAACAUCAUUCAUCCCAGAAGGGCGGCUGGCUACUACGGGUGCCAGAUGUACUAGAGCAACUAACUCGAGAGUACAGGAUUCCGAGCGAACAGCGAACAAAUUUGAUAUGGCCAUCGUUGCGGUUCGACAGUGACUAUUUGAACAAAAAAUAUAGCACAGGGGAUUAUUGUAGAUUCCAGAACGACAUACAACCCAGUUCCUGCAUAUCACCGUACCAAGCACAGAAACCACCUACACCAAGUGCCGAGAAAAGCAUGGAUUCUAAUGUGUUCCAGGUAAACAAAGAUUUUUCUGCGAUCGAUUCUACCACGUCCAUGGGUCGUAUAAAAGAUCGAGUGUGUGAAAUACUAUCAAGCGACGCGAUGCAAAUAAACACUGACCAAAUCGAAGAACGUUGUCUGUCGUGCGCCGAGGAUGGCAUGGAUUCUAAGUAA
Anopheles moucheti is the source of this 945-nucleotide messenger RNA. RefSeq lists its product as uncharacterized. Bases 1 to 945 code for a protein of 314 amino acids. The record is from RefSeq and is a predicted model, not a curated record. The transcript has 3 exons. NCBI's taxonomy places the organism in Eukaryota, Metazoa, Arthropoda, Insecta, Diptera, Culicidae.